Molecule: messenger RNA, 433 nt
Organism: Entrophospora candida
Lineage: Eukaryota; Fungi; Glomeromycota; Glomeromycetes; Entrophosporales; Entrophosporaceae
Source: the annotation of a GenBank genome assembly
UAUGAUUGUGGAAAAUUACAAGAAUUAGAUAUUCUUCUUCGUAGACUGAAAGAAAAAGGUCAUCGUGCACUAAUUUUUACACAAAUGACACGAGUCCUUGAUAUAUUAGAGAUAUUCUUAAAUAUUCAUGGGCAUACAUAUCUUCGACUUGAUGGUUCAACAAAAAUUGAAGAUAGACAAAUAUUAACUGAAAAGUUUAAUCAUAAUCCUAAAAUCUUUGUAUUUAUAUUAUCAUCAAGAUCUGGCGGUUUGGGUAUUAAUUUAACUGGUGCUGACACUGUGAUUUUCUAUGAUAGUGAUUGGAACCCUUGUGCUGACAGACAAUGUCAAGACAGGUGUCAUCGGAUUGGUCAAACACGUGAAGUAAACAUAUAUCGUUUUGUGAGUGAACAUACAAUUGAAGAAAAUAUAUUAUUAAAAGCAAAUCAAAAAC